Hyposmocoma kahamanoa is the source of this 2324-nucleotide messenger RNA. RefSeq names its product neuroligin-1-like. Lineage: Eukaryota; Metazoa; Arthropoda; Insecta; Lepidoptera; Cosmopterigidae. The record is from RefSeq and is a predicted model, not a curated record. Bases 374 to 2230 code for a protein of 618 amino acids. Gene Ontology annotation, cellular component: synapse; postsynaptic membrane; cell surface. Gene Ontology annotation, biological process: modulation of chemical synaptic transmission; neuron cell-cell adhesion; postsynaptic membrane assembly. The transcript has 11 exons. Gene Ontology annotation, molecular function: neurexin family protein binding; signaling receptor activity.
CGCCGAGCCGACCGCGCGUCGCCGAGCCGCGCCGCGAGUGCGUGAGUGCAGCCGUCUGCGUCGCCAUGAGGGCCGGCGCCGGCCGAAGCCCGCAGUGAGCCGCAGCUCCCGCGCGGAGCCGGGCCGCUCGAGGUGGGUCGUCCUCCGCUCCGCCCGCGGCAGGAGCCGCGCUGUCCUCCGCCAGGGCGCAAGAUGCGCUUCGCCCGAGUCGCGCGAUAGAACUGUUUCGCAACUGGACUUGACGCAAUUUUGCACAUCAAACGUCUCUUAUCUUCUUCUCGGGAUACUACAUUGCAAAGCAUUGUCGUCUAAAACGAGUUAUAUACGCAAGAAUUAUCCUAAACAACUUUUAGGGUGGUGCGCGUGAUGGCGCAUGGAGGGCCUGCGGCGGGCUCGCAGCUGCGUGGCGCUGGCGCUGCUGGUGGCGCUGCCGCCGCCCGCCGCCUCCGGCCCGCGCUACAGCAGCCGCAUUGUGCACACCGGGAACGGAGCGAUACGAGGCAUUAUCGUGGAGCCAGCGUCACGGCGCUUGGAGCCGGUGGAGGCGUUCCUGGGCGUGCCGUUCGCUGGCCGGCCGGAGCGGCUCGGCCCGCCGCCGCCUGCGCCUCCCUGGCCCGGCACGCGUCUCGCCGACGCCUUCGCGCCUGUCUGCCCACAGCGCUAUCCAGACAUAUCCAACAAGAGUGCAGCCCUGUCGAAGAUGCCGCUGGGCCUGUACAACGAGCUGAAAGCCACGUUGCCCUUGCUGGCCAACCAGAGCGAGGACUGUCUGUAUCUCAACAUUUACGUGCCCGGUAGCGGCGCGCGCGGCAUGGAAGCGCCCUACGGUGUGGUGGUGUGGGCGGGCGGUCCGGCGCACGAAUGGGGCGCCGCCAGCGCACUCGACGGCGCCGUGCUGGCGGCGCGGGCGCACCUGCUCGUCGUCACUAUCAACUAUAGGCUAGGAUUAUUAGGUUAUUUAACGACGGGGGCGGCCGACGACCCCGCGGCCGCGGCGGGCGGCGCGGCGCUGCUGGACCUGGCCGCGGCGCUCAGCUGGCUGCGGCGCAACGUGGCGGCGUUCGGCGGCGACCCGCGCCGCGUCACGCUGGCCGGCCACGCCGCCGGCGCCGCGCUGGCCAACGCACUGCUCAUGACUCCGCACGCCAAGGGGCUGGCGUCUCGCGUGCUCCUGCUGAGCGGCUCGGCGCUCGGUCCCUCCGCGCUGGCGCCGGACGCGGCGCUGGCCCGCGAGCACACGGCGCAGGCGCUGCGCUGCGCGCGCGACUCCUCCGCCGAGGAGCACUGGCUGCUGGCGUGCAUCCGAGCGCGGCCGCUGGCGGCGCUGCUGGCCGUGGAAGCGCCACGCGCGCGCUUCCUGGCGGGUUGGGCCCCCAGCGUCCCGCUCUCCCCUGCAGGGGGAGCCCCCCUCUCGCCCACACGCGCCCUGCACGCCAGCGACGCCUUCCUGGACUGCGCGCUCGCCGUCGUCGUUACCACCACCGAGAGCUAUCAGUACUUCAACGAGGAGGACAUUCACCACGGCUUCGAGGAGGAACACAGGAACCGGAUUCUGCGCACGUACGUGCGCAAUGUGUAUCGGUAUCACCGGAACGAGAUCUUUGCGGCGGUGCGCAACGAGUACACCGAUUGGGAAAAGCCUAUUCAGCAUCCGAUCAACAUCCGCGACGCGACACUGGAGUCAUUGAGCGACGCGACUGCGGCGGCGCCGGCCCUGCGUGUCGUCCAACUGCAUGCGCGACGCGGUGCGCGAACUUACUUUGCACACUUCGCACAUCAGAAUAAGGAUGCUGACUACCCACAGCGCCUGGGCAGCGUGACGGGCGAGGCGCUGCCGUAUUUCCUGGGUCUGCCGCUGGUGGGCGGCGCGCGCAAUUACUCGCGUGCGGACAUGGCCGUGGCCGAGGCGUGUGUGGCGCUGCUGGCGGCCUUCGCCAAGACCGGCGAACCGGCGCCGGCGGCCGCGGCGCGCGCCGACGACCGCCACGCAGACAACGUCGCCUGGCCGCGCUACGAGCUCAAUACGCAGCAGUACCUCAGCAUAGGAUCGAAGUUGCGAGUGAAGAGCCACUACCGCGGGCACAAGUUGGCGCUGUGGCUGCAUCUGAUCCCGCAAUUGCAUCGCCCCGGUGCCGCGCCCAGACACCACCAGUUCCGCGCGACGCACCCUGACAUGUUCGCAGGUCAGUCGCCUCUGUUGCUCCUUUUACCCAACACCGCACACCAUUGAUGAUUAAACUUUACAGCAUUGAUUGCUUUUUUUAAAUGUACAGAAAGUUGCUUUGUCGCUUGUGCUUUGUCGAGGUCACGUAUAUCCCCUUUUA